Molecule: messenger RNA, 5486 nt
Organism: Pongo pygmaeus (Bornean orangutan)
Lineage: Eukaryota; Metazoa; Chordata; Mammalia; Primates; Hominidae
Product: golgin subfamily A member 6-like protein 7
Exons: 8
Coding region: 113-2554 (813 amino acids)
Biological process (GO): regulation of DNA-templated transcription
Cellular component (GO): Golgi apparatus; nucleus; cis-Golgi network
Molecular function (GO): DNA-binding transcription factor activity; protein binding
Source: RefSeq, a predicted model, not a curated record
UGGUGACGCCACCUCUGGCUCAGUCACAUAGCUGCGUGGUACGUGACUGGAGGCAUAUCAUUGUCCUCGCCUGGAUCACGCCAAUGUGGCCCCAUCCCCACCUCCCCACCCCAUGAUGUCAGAAAAAACCCAACAGAGCAAAUUGGCUGAGGCCAAGGAAAAGUUUACAGGCUAUCAUCAGUGGAACAGUGCUUGUGUUGGUACUGGAGCAACCAACACCAAACAGAAGAAAAUAAAUAAUGGCACUAACCCUGAGACAACCACUUCUGGUGGUUGCCAUUCACCUGAGGAGAAACAACAGAACCAAGCUCAGCUGAAAGAAGAAAAGAAGGCGAGCCGUCAACAUCAGCCAGCCCUAAGGAGGCAGCUAGAGGCCCAGGAUCAUACUGUACGAAUCCUUAUGUGUCAGAAAACUGAACUGGAGACAGUGCUCUAUUACAGCCAGGAUGCUGCCGGGAAAUUUGAAGGUGGGAAUCUGGGCACCCCAUCAUCCCUCAACCUCGCACUUUCACAGGCCUUUAGGGGGAGUCCUUUGGGCCGCAUCUCAACCUCUCUCAUUCCAGGAGAGUCCCAGGAUCUGGCAGACCGCCUGCAUCAUUCCUGGCACUUUGAAGGAGAGUUACAGCAGGCCCUCUCCUCUGUGUCCACACAGCACAAGAAGGCAGACAGGUACAUCGAGGAGUUAACAAACGAGAGGGACGCCAUGAGUCUGGAGCUGUAUAGGAACACCAUAACCAAUGAGGAGCUGAAGGAGAAAAAUGCCAAACUACAAGAAAAACUUCAAAUUGUAGAAUCUGAAAAGUCUGAGAUCCAGCUCAACAUCAAGGAGCUAAAAAGGAAGCCGGAGAAGGACAAAAUCCUGCUGCCACAGGUUCAAACCAACACUUUACAGGAGGAGAAGAUGUGGAGGCAGGAGGAGAAGCUUCAGGAUCAGGAGGAGAAGAUACGGAAGCAGGAGGAGAAGCUACGGGAUCAGGAGGAGAAGAUACGGAAGCAGGAGGAAAAGAUGCGGAGACAGGAGGAGAGGCUGUGGGCACAGGAGAAGGAGCUGCGGGAGCAGCAGGAGCAGAUGUGGGAGCAGGAAAAGGAGCUGCAGGAGCAGGAAAAGAAGAUGCAGGAGCAGGAGCAGCAGAUGAGGGAGCAGGAGCAGCAGAUGGGGGAGCAGGAGGAGAAGAUGUGGAGACAGGAGGAGAAGAUGUGGAGACAGGAGGAGAGGCUGUGGCAGCAGGAGAAGCAGAUGCGGGAGGAGGAGGACAAGAUGCGGGAGCAGGAGGAGAAGAUGUGGAGACAGGAGGAGAAGAUGUGGAAGCAGGAGAAGGAGCUGCGCGAGCUGGAGGAGCAGAUGCAGAAGCAGAAGGAGCAGAUGUGGAAGCAGGAGGAGCAGGUGUGGAAGCAGGAGGAGCAGAGGCCCAAGCUGGAGGAGCAGAUGCGGAAGCAGGAGGAGCAGAUGCGGAAGCAGGAGGAGCAGAUGAGGAAGCAGGAGGAGCAGAUGCGGAAGCAGGAGGAGCAGAUGUGGAAGCAGGAGGAGCAGAUGCGGAAGCAGGAGGAGCAGAUGUGGAAGCAGGAGGAGCAGAUGAGGAAGCAGGAGAAGGAGCUGCGUGAGCUGGAGAAGCAGAUGCGGAAGCAGGAGGAGCAGAUGAGGAAGCAGGAGGAGCAGAUGCGGAAGCAGGAGGAGCAGAUGAGGAAGCAGGAGGAGCAGAUGCAGAAGAAGGAGGAGCAGAUGAGGAAGCAGGAGGAGCAGAUGCGGAAGCAGGAGGAGCAGAUGAGGAAGCAGGAGGAGCAGAUGAGGAAGCAGGAGGAGCAGAUGCGGAAGGAGGAGCAGAUGAGGAAGCAGGAGGAGCAGAGGCCCGAGCUGGAGGAGCAGAUGCGGAAGCAGGAGGAGCAGAUGAGGAAGCAGGAGGAGCAGAUGCGGAAGCAGGAGAAGGAGCUGCGCGAGCUGGAGAAGCAGAUGCGGAAGAAGGAGGAGCAGAUGGGAGAGGUGGAGGAGCAGAUGUGGAAGCAGGAGGAGCAGAUGCGCGAGCUGGAGGAGCAGAUGCAGGAGCAGGACGAGAGGCUGCGAUUGAAGGAGGAGAGGCUGUGGGAUCAGGAUGAGAAGAUGCGCGAGGAGGAGGAGAAGAUGUGGAUACAGGAGGAAAGGCUUCAGGAGCAGGAAAAGGAGCUACGGGAGAAGGAAGAGGAGAUGCAGAAGCAGGAGAAGAUGCAGGAGGAGGAGGAGAAGAUGCGGGAGGAGAAGAAGAAGAUGCGGGGGCAGGAGGAGAAGAUGCGGGAGAAGGAGAGGAUGGGAGAGCAGGAGGAGAAGAUGCAGGAGGAGCGGUGCUCAGAGCCCUGCCUCCCUCCCUCCAAAGACCUUUCUGAUAGGAGCCACCCUGGCAGCGUGGAGCCUGCACGAGAGGCCGGGAACGGUUAUUCCCAUGACAACCGCACUGCACAGCAGAUGAUGCAGCUGCUUGGUGGAAGGAAGAACGCCCAGGAGCGCCCAGUCUUAGGCAGCACCUCCUGCAUCCCAUUCUUCUACCGAGGAGAUAAGAAAAAGAUGAAGAUCAUCAGUAUCUAAAAGCCGGCACUGUCAACAAGGCCUACAGAAGUGUAAGCCGCCGUGGAACUUUGUGAAUAUAGUCUGAGAACAAACUUGAAAAAAAGAAAAAAAAAAGAAAAUUUAUUUUAAAUUGUGGCAAAAUACUGGCUUGGUGCAGUCGCCCACACUUGUAAUCGCAGCACUUUGGGAGGCCUAGGCAGGUGGUUCACCUUAAGUCAGGAGUUCAAGACCAGCCUGGCCAACAUGAUGAAACCCCGUUAAAAAAGUUAGCCAGGCAUGGUUGCGCACGCCUGUCAUCCCAGCUACGCGGGAGGCUGAGGUUGCAGUGAGCCUACAUCACACCACUGCCUCCAGUCUGGGUGACAGAGUGAGACUACACCUCAAAAAAAAAAAAAAAAUUCUACCUGAGGACUAUAAUAUCUAUGUACAUUUCUAUUGCUUUUUCUUGGUCUUUCUCAUUUAGUCUUGUGUUGUCUUGUCUUAUGGCAUGCCUAGUAAACUUUUAUCUGCCUCCAGAGAGUAAUGACUUUGACUUUAUGGCACACAAUUGGAGUAAGAGCAGACCACCUUCAUCUGGUUUGGGACUAAGCUAGUUCAAAGCAGGUUUUAGGUUUUGUGACAGCUGGUCUAUGUUUUAUUCAUUUGGACUCCUAGGGGUGGCCCUUCCAGGGUCCCCACCAAGGUCCCAUCUCCUUCCUGGGAUCCAAAUUCUCAUUAGGUCAUUUCAGCCCUGUGAGAGUGCCAAACAUUCAGCUAGGCUCUCCAGCCUCUUAACUAUCACUUCACACUCAGUUUCUUAGCCUCUUAGCCCUCUACUGUUGACCAAUCACCAAAUGUGGGAAAAGCACUAUAGACUGUUGGGGUCACUUCCUAGGCCUGGUCACUCAAGUCCUGGCUGAGGUCUUCAAUUACCUUCCAACAACUGUUUUUAAUGGUGGGGGGGACACAUUUUUUUGUGAGAGUCUAAAUAGUUUCUGUGGCAUAAAUGCAUGGUUUAAUGGUGCCUGGGUUGUAACAGAAAAGUAUAUGGGCAAAAAUCAUAAGAGAAAAAUGAUUCAUAUUUUAUGUCUGUCUACAUUAGACCUGCUCAGGGAAUAAAAUUUGGGAAUCACAUAAUAAAUAAGAAACUGCAUGCUUGAUUGAACAUUUGCUUUCUUCACUAUCAGGACAUGGGGACAUAUAUUUUAAGGCUUUUAAAGGCAUUUGGGAGAGAUUUUAUAUAGGCCAUAAAAUGCAUUACCCCUCAAAAAUAAGAAUCACUGAAGAAUAUAGUUGACUCACAGAAAAAAAAAAAUCCUCUCUAAUUUUAAGCCGCUAUUAGUUCUCUUUACAAAAAACUUGGGAAAGUUAUUAUUUUUAUUUUUUUGCAAACUUUAACCAUGACCUCGCUUUACUUCCAUGUAUUUAAUUUCACUGAAAUUAUAUUUCAAAGAAAAGUCUUUCUGGAAAUUGUUUUUACUUUAAUACCCAAAAUUGGAACAACAGCACUCACAGGAGCAAGGCUCCAACCAGUGGAUCAGCUGUUUGGCGUGGAUGUAGAAGAAGGUGCAUUGAAACUCAGUACAUCUGUGUUUAGCCUUAGGCAGAAAGUCUGUUUCUUCAAGUAAACCUAAUAUACUAAAGAUACUCCCUGCAGAUGGCUUGUUUCCAGCCCAUGGCAAGGUAGACAAGUCACAUGGCUUUAAAGGCAAAGCCGUCUUGUCUGUCUCAUGGGGACAUAAGAACAAUCGAUUGUUGAAGGAAUCCUAGGGCUUUUGGCUUCCAGUACAGACAGACAGAUGUGCCUCUCUCGACCUUGCUGAAGCAGGCCCCAAAUAUUCACUCCUAGAACAUGGAGACAAAGAAAGAAAUUGAACUUUCCAAUAUAUUCCAGUUUCUUCUAGAUUCAAAUAUAGCUCUGAAAUGAAGAUGAGAUUGUUUGCAUUGUUGCUUUGUUUUGAAAUUUUAUUAUUAAACCCCACAAUUCGAAGGCACGGAAAUGUUUGCCUAGCAUUCAGCACACCCCAAACAUUUCCAGAUGGGUUGCAAGAAGUCAACCUCAUCCAGAUUUUGUUUCUGCUGGAGAUGUCGUCCCUUGCUGUAUGUCCUUGCAUAUUUUUCCUGCCAGCUGUGGGAAGUGACAGGACAUGGUUUAAUUUGGGCUGCUGUUCUGUUUCUUUAAGCCUGCAGCAGACAGCCCUUUUGAAACUCACCCUUUGCCUCUCCUCCCUCCUAUAAUUCAUUUUUUUCCUCAUUUUUUUUCUGAUAGUGCAUAUUACUUGAGAUUUUCCUGGAAAAGUUGUGAUUAUCUGGAAUUGGAUCUUCUGCCACCUUCAACAGCUCGAAUCCUUGUAGGCUAGCAGCUAACCUAGAGCUGGCAGACUCAAAUGGAAUCUUGAUCUCUUCAUAUUUAAGGCUCAGAAAACUCAAAAGGAGUGCUUUGUAAAAUACUUCUGUUUAUAUUAUAUGUAUGAUAAUUAGCAUGAGUACAAAAUGGGCAAAAUUUAGCUGGGCUCAGGUAGACUUUCCUAUGGAUCAGAUAAAUGGAAAUGAAAAAAAGUAUGAGGACACAGAUUUGCUGAUUGUUCUCCAUCUUUUAUAUUUAUUUCUUAACUUGUCUUGGUCUACUGUAGAAUGUUCCAGAAAUGUCAUUGGGUAUAAUGUCUGAUUUAGCACUGACUUAUUUGUGGGUUUGCUUCGAGUGUAUUUUCCUUGGGCUUUGGGUAUAUGACUGCCACAAAUUUUAAUUACACUAAUUAGACGUAGGUGGAUGCUUAAGCCCAGUUGGAGUCCUAGCCCUGUUCAGCUGCCUCUGUCAUUAGUUUUUCUGGUGACAUGGUUUGGCACCAUCUUCCAACACAUUUUCCGGAAAUUAGUUUUAAGUUCGAAAAUAACUUGUCUAAUAAAGCUACUGGCAUUCAACUAGUGUCUUUAACUUGUUGAAGUGGACUUGAGUAAAAUGCAUACAUUU